UUUGGAAACUAUCAGAUUUAUUCUUUCAUCCCCACAAACUUUUUCUCUGGAAUGGGGAUUAAGAGACAUUACCAGUUUUUGUUUCUUUCAGACUUGGAAACUAGAUCCAACCCAAACUGUCAGCUCCAAAGCAGAACAUCUGUGAAGAACAAUCCAACGAUGUGGGGUGGUCUGUCGUGUUCUAAGGGUGAAGAUACUGCAGGCCCCUGGGAACGGAGUCAUGAGAGCCUUGAUGGCCGUGUUCUACAGACCUUCACAACUGUGAGGACAUCGGUUCAGGAGCAGCUGACAGGGAAUGGGUUUGGGGAAAACUCAGCGCUGAGCCCAGAUCUCCCAGCUGUACCCGUGACUCCUGAAAGACGAGGCUCCCACAUGUGGGGAACACACGGAAAGAGGGAUAAUCCAGACUCAAAUGUGCAACAGAAAACCUAUGUAAAACAGAAACCAUACAGAUGUCAGGAAUGCAGGAAGGCUUUUAGUCACAGCUCUGCACUCAUUGAACACCUCCGAACACACACAGGAGAGAGACCUUAUGAAUGUUACGAAUGCGGAAAAGGCUUCCGAAACAGCUCUGCACUUAACAAACAUCACAGAAUCCAUACUGGCGAGAAACCCUAUAAGUGCACACAGUGUGGGAGGACCUUCAACCAAAUUGCCCCACUGAUCCAGCACCAGAGAACUCACACAGGUGAGAAGCCCUACGAGUGCAGUGAAUGUGGGAAAUCCUUUAGUUUUAGGUCCUCCUUCAGCCAACAUGAGCGGACUCACACAGGUGAAAAGCCCUAUGAGUGCAGGGAAUGUGGGAAAGCCUUCCGGCAAAGUAUCCACCUGACCCAGCACCUGCGAAUCCACACCGGGGAGAAGCCCUAUGAGUGCGGAGACUGUGGCAAGACCUUCAGCCACAGCUCAUCAUUGACAAAGCACCAGCGAAUCCACACUGGGGAGAAGCCUUAUGAGUGUCAUGAGUGUGGAAAAGCCUUCACCCAGAUCACACCACUAAUUCAGCAUCAGAGGACACACACAGGAGAGAAGCCCUAUGAAUGCAAUGAAUGUGGGAAAGCCUUCAGCCAGAGCACUCUGCUGACCGAGCAUCGUAGGAUUCACACUGGCGAGAAGCCCUACGGGUGCAACGAGUGUGGAAAAACCUUCAGCCACAGCUCAUCACUCAGCCAGCACGAACGGACACAUACUGGGGAAAAGCCCUAUGAAUGCAGUCACUGCGGGAAGGCCUUCCGGCAAAGCACACACCUCACUCAACAUCAGAGGGUCCACACAGGGGAGAAACCCUACGAGUGCAGCGACUGUGGUAGGGCCUUCAGCUAUAGCUCAUCCUUAACCAAACACCAGCGGAUCCACACCGGGGAAAAGCCCUAUGAGUGUAACGAAUGUGGGAGAGCCUUCAGCCAGCUGGCUUCACUCAUUCAGCAUCAGAGGACCCACACAGGAGAGAAGCCCUAUGAGUGUAACAAGUGUGGCCGAGCUUUCAGCCAGAGCUCCCUUCUCAUAGAACACCAGAGAAUCCACACCAAAGAAAAGCCCUACGCGUGCAACGAGUGUGGUAAAUUCUUCAGUCACAGCUCAUCACUCAGCCAGCACGAGAGGACACACACUGGAGAAAAGCCCUAUGAAUGUCAGGAUUGUGGGAAAUGCUUCAAGCAGAGCACUCACCUGACUCAGCACCGGAGGACCCACACGGGAGAGAAGCCAUACAAGUGCAGGGACUGUGGGAAGGCCUUCACACACAGCUCCUCUUUGACCAAGCACCAAAGAACUCAUACUGUGUUGGGGUGGGUCAGGGAGUGGAAAUUGAGUCUGGCCGGAGUCUGCGAAGUCGCGCUCGGAUUACGAGUCCUGCUCCCGUUCAAGAGUUAUGGUCGGCCACGGGGUGUUCCUUGGAGUAACCGGAAAAGAACGAGCGGCCCUCUGGGAGAUGUACUCCGGUCUCGCCUGCGCCGGCGCAGUCCGGCUGGUGACGUUUGCCCGCCCUGUCCUGUCGUUUUCGGACACCUGCACAGCCCCUCACAUCCCUUUCCCUCCAGAACUGUGUGCAGAGGAUCUGGCUGUUCAUGCAAGAGGCCAGAGGAGGAGGGAAUGACCACUGGGCUCCUGGAUGCUGGGGUCCUGGAGCAAGUGACCUUUGAGGACGUGGUCGUGGACUUCACCCAGGAGGAGUGGAGGCAGCUGAAGCCCGCCCAGAGGACCCUGUACCGUGAUGUGUUGCUGGAGACCUUUGGGCUCCUUGUGUGUGUAGGACAGUGGCUCCCGAAGCCAACCGUCAUCUCCCUGCUGGAGCAGGAGUCAGAGCCAUGCGUGGUGGACGUGGGAGUUUCCCAAGGUGUGUGCCCAGACUUGGAAACUAGAUCCAAACCCAAACUGUCAGCUCCAAAACAGGACAUCUGUGAAGAAAAAUCCAACGGUGUCCUGGUAGGAAGCUUCCUGUGGGAUGGUCUGUAUUGGUCUAACAAUGAAGAUGCUGCAGACUCCUGGGAACAGGGUCAUGAGAGCCUUGACUGCUGUGUUGUACAAAUGGCCUUCACACCUGUGAGGACAUCUGCUUAGGAACAGCAGCCAGAGAAUGGGUUUGGGGAAAACUCACGUCUGAGCCCAGAUCUCUCAACUAUACCCGUGACUCCUGAAAGACAAGGCUCCCACAGGUAGGGAACACAAAAGAGGAAGAAUCCGGACUCAAAAUUAAAUAUGCAUCAGAAAACCUAUGUAAAAGAGAAACCAUACAGAUGUCAGGAUUGCGGGAAGGCCGUUAGUCACAGCUCCGCACUCAUCAAACACCAGCAGAUGCACACAGGAGAGAGACCUUAUGAAUGUCAUGAAUGCAGAAAAGGCUUCCGAAACAGCUCUGCACUUACCAAACAUCAGAGAAUCCACACAGGCGAGAAACCCUAUAAGUGCAUACAGUGUGGGAGGACCUUCAGCCACAACUCAUCACUCAGCCACCACAAGCGGACACACACGGGAGAGAAGCCCUAUGAGUGCAGUCAGUGCAGGAAGGCCUUCCGGCACAGCACACACCUCACUCAACAUCAGAGGGUCCACACAGGGGAGAAACCCUACAAGUGCAGUGACUGUGGUAGGGCUUUCAGCCACAGCUCAACCCUAAACAAUCACCAGCGGAUCCACACCGGGGAAAAGCCCUAUGAGUGUAACGAAUGUGGCAGGGCUUUCAGACAGCUGGCUUCACUCAUUCAGCAUCAGAGGACCCACACAGGAGAGAAGCCCUAUGAGUGUAACAAGUGUGGCCGAGCUUUCAGCCAGAGCUCCCUUCUCAUAGAACACCAGAGAAUCCACACCAAAGAAAAGCCCUACGCGUGCAACGAGUGUGGUAAAUUCUUCAGUCACAGCUCAUCACUCAGCCAGCACGAGAGGACACACACUGGAGAAAAGCCCUAUGAAUGUCAGGAUUGUGGGAAAUGCUUCAAGCAGAGCACUCACCUGACUCAGCACCGGAGGACCCACACGGGAGAGAAGCCAUACAAGUGCAGGGACUGUGGGAAGGCCUUCACACACAGCUCCUCUUUGACCAAGCACCAAAGAACUCAUACUGUGUAGAUUCACUCCACACAAGCUGAGAUGUGGGAAGACUUAAGCCAUAGUUCAUCUCUUACUACACUUGACCCAGUCAUACUCAAACAAGAACACAGACAUAUUUAUACACAAGCCUUCACACACAGUACAUUGCUCAGAUCAUCCAAACAACAGGAAAAUGUGGAGAUGAGCCACGUGAGGACCUUCAACCUUGAGUGCUCACUAACACUAUAGAAACCAAAAAAGAAAUGGAAAAUAUAGUGGGUUUUGCUAUGGCUUCUGUCCAAGGAUUCACCAGAUCUCAAGCCAGAUAUUUUCAAAAUGGUGAGGGACCCAGCAAAUGCCUUUCAUAUAUAAGAACCAAAUGCAAUCUAGAUUUAUCAAUAUUGCACAUUACAUUCUUGGGGUAGGGGGAGUGUUUAUGAAUGGCGCAGAUUGACUCUGAUAGUCCCUAAAAACACUAUGGCAGAGUGUUUCAGACAUGAGAGUGGCAUCUGUAUGGAAGGACCAUGCAUACUCAACUGUCUCAGUAUGAAGUUUUUUGAUCUGUGUGUGAAUUGUCUGAUCAAGGUAGAAGGCAACCAGUCUCACAGAUUUGAGCUCCAUAUGACAAGUUGUCAGUGUACUCUAAACAGAUUUUUAAAUACAUUAUCUCCAUUAUUUUGCAAUAAACUAGUCCUUCUGUGCAUAAAGUUGAGAAGAUUUGUAUAGGAAGAA
Messenger RNA from Hipposideros armiger (great roundleaf bat), 4257 nucleotides. It is a transcript of the gene ZNF135, whose product is annotated as zinc finger protein 135. Gene Ontology annotation, molecular function: RNA polymerase II cis-regulatory region sequence-specific DNA binding; DNA-binding transcription factor activity, RNA polymerase II-specific. Gene Ontology annotation, biological process: regulation of transcription by RNA polymerase II. The record is from RefSeq and is a predicted model, not a curated record. Lineage: Eukaryota; Metazoa; Chordata; Mammalia; Chiroptera; Hipposideridae. Gene Ontology annotation, cellular component: chromatin; PcG protein complex; transcription regulator complex.